AAUAGGAGGGGUUGCUUUUUUCUAAUUUUCUCUUUCAAAACCACGGCAAUUCUUGGAUUGUACAAGACGUGAGUUUCAAUAUGCUACAACAGAUUGUCACCGGGCUGAAGUCCCGCAGUUCCGAUCAGAAAAUGGCGGCUGCCAAGCGUCUGCAACUACAUGUCUCCACGGAACUUCGUGAGGUUUCAGCCGAACAGUCGACUGAAUUUAUGGAAAAUUUAAUUCAUAAUAUAUUUGAGAUGACAUCGAGCUCAGAUGUGAGCGACAAGAAAGGCGGUAUUCUUGCCAUCAUGGUCUUGAUCGGCGUGGAUCAGGCAAAUGCUACGAAAAUGCCGCGAUUCGCAAAUUAUUUGAGAAAUUUAUUGCCAUUCAACGAUCCUGCUGUCAUGCAAAUGGCUGCCAGAGCUAUGGGUAGAUUAGCGCUAACCGGGGGGACAUAUACCGCAGAUUACGUCGAGUUUGAACUAAAACAAGCCUUAGAAUGGCUUGGCAAUGAACGAAAUGAGCCCAAAAGGCACGCGGCUGUUCUGGUCCUCAGGGAAAUGGCGUUAAACGCUCCGACAUUUUUCUUUCAACAAGUGCAACCAUUUUUUGAUAAUAUUUUUGGAGCCGUGCGCGAUCCCAAGCAAGCAAUCCGUGAAGGUGCAGUUGAGGCACUCCGUGCUUGUCUCAUCAUUCUCGCCCAACGCGAAACAAAACAAACUCAGAAACAGUCAUGUUACAGUCAAAUCUAUGAUCAAGCAAAGAAUGGUUUUGAGGAUACAACAAGCACAAAAGAGAAGGGGAUGAUGUUGACAAAAGAAGAUAAAGUUCAUGGUUCAUUGUUGCUUAUUAAUGAACUCCUUCGGAUAUCUUGCAUAGAGGGUGAGCGACAUCGUCAAGAACUGGAGGAUACUUACUCAGAGCAUUUAGAAGAUUUAACCAGUGUAGAUAAACUUGGUUCGUCACCCCUCAAGAGCAGAAUUCUUCAGCAGAGCAGCAGUCAAUCCCAACAUCACCUCGAUAUGACUUUGACCGGAAAAUCCAUCAAUGAUACGCAUCACUGUCACAGUCGAAUCUGUCGUGAAUACCUUGAAGAAAAAUUUGAUGAGAUUUGGCGUGUGUCUAGGAUGGUGUUCAAGUUUAGAGGCUCGCGUAAUUCAUUGAUUCAACAAGCACUUCUGGUUUUGUUGCCACAACUGGCAUCGUUCAGUCCUACAAAGUUUGUCCAUAGGGGAUACCUUAGGGAGACCAUACCGUAUUUAUCUGCAGCAUUCCGACGCGAGAGGGAAAGAUCUGCAGCAUUCAAAGCAAAUGGUCUCAUCAUUCUAGCUGUUAGAAAUCAAAGAAAAGACCUUGAGCUGUUGGCAAAGAUGACCUUAGAACAAAUCAAACAAGCGCUACCAAUGAAGGACACUGGUCAUAAAUCUAAGCGUCAGCUUUCUGUAGACCCAAUGGUGUUUGCUUGUAUUAGUUGUCUUGCCAGGGCUGCUGGAAAGAGUAUCUAUAACCCUUUGAAAGAGCUAUUACAACCUAUGCUUUCUGUUGGUCUUAGUCCAGCUUUGACUGCUUGCUUAUGUGAUCUUGCAAGAGAAUGUACACAACUGAAGAAAAGUAUCCAGGAUGGUUUGUUGACAAUAUUGUCACAAAUUUUGAGAAGUCGGUCAUCACGAACAACUCAGCCAAAGAGUUCAAGCCAGCCAAGUACUCCAGCUGGAAAUGCUUUGUCAACCGACCAAGCGGAGACAUCUAAUAUUGUCCUUGCUUUGAGAACACUUGGCUCUUUUGAUUUCGAUGGUCAUCAGCUGACGCACAAUAAGUUAAUCCGUCACUGUUCAGAAUCAUUUCUUGCCAGCGAGAACAAAGAUAUUCGCAUGGAAGCUGUGCGAACAUGUUCUAGACUCCUUUCUCCAUCAGUCAACCCGAUGAUUGUCCCCAAUGCUCCACUACCCACAGGUCCGAUCAGCCCAGCGUUGGAACAGCUUGUUUCAGAAGUUUUGGAGAAACUUCUUUUGGUCGGAAUUACAGAUGAAGACCCUGAUAUCCGUUUCUGUGUUCUCUCUUCUUUGGAUGAACGAUUCGACUCUCAUUUGGCCCAAGCAGAAUGUCUAGAGCAACUCUUUGUUGCUUUAAAUGAUGAAGAAUUUGAAAUUCGCGAAGUUGCAAUUUGCACUAUUGGUCGUCUCAGUGGUUUGAAUCCUGCGUAUAUUAUGCCAACAUUAAGGAAAACGCUCAUCCAGAUUCUCACAGAACUUGAGUACAGUGGUGUGGGACGAAACAAAGAACAAAGUGCUAAGAUGCUGGGUCAUUUGGUCCGCAACGCACAUCGCUUGAUUAGACCUUACAUGAUCCCGAUCCUCAAAGCUCUGAUUCCUAAGCUUCAAGACCAAGAUCCAAAUGUUGUUACAAGUGUGCUUUCAGCUGUUGGUGAACACGCUCAGGUAUGUGGGACGGAAAUGAAAAGAUGGCUUGAUGAGUUAUUUCCUAUCAUAAUCAGCAUGUUACAAGAUGCAUCAUCCUUGUCCAAACGUGAAGUCGCUCUGUGGACAUUGGGACAGCUGGUUGAAAGCACUGGAUACGUGGUUGAGCCUUACCAAAAAUAUCCGAACCUUCUUGAUGUUCUCUUGAACUUCCUCAAGACGGAGCAAGCGUCUAGCAUCCGCAAGGAGGCUAUCCGAGUGCUAGGUCUUCUUGGAGCAUUGGACCCGUACAAACACAAGCUGAAUCAAACUGGAGGAGUCCGUAUCGAUUCUGGUGUCAGUCAAGAUACAGGUGAGAACGUAGAAUCCACAGACAACACAACAAGUGAAAUCUUGGUAAAUAUGGGAAGCGGACAACUUGAUGAGUUCUAUCCCUUGGCUGCAAUUGGUGCCUUGAUGAGGAUCAUGCGUAAUCCAUCUUUGUCGCAGCAGCAUCCAAAAGUAAUCCAAGCCGUUACUUUUAUCUUCAACAGCAUUGGUAUGAAAUGCGUUGCCUACCUUCCCCAAGUAAUGCCUCCAUAUUUGACCGUAAUCCGCACUUGUGAAGCAACUCUACGUGACUAUGUCUUCCAACAACUGGGCAUGCUCAUUGGUAUCGUGAAGCAACAUAUUCGCUGCCAUCUUGACGAGAUUUUCACCCUGAUCAAAAAGUACUGGACAAUGGACAGUUCACUUCAAACCCUCAUCCCCCUUGUGGAAACAAUAUGCGUUGCAAUGGGUGGCGAAUUUAAGAUCUACCUUCCUCAAAUCAUCCCACAGAUCUUGAAGGUUUUCAUGCAUGAUAACUCUACGAACAGGAAAUACACUUUGAAGCUUCUGUCUGCCUUUCAGAAGUUCGGCUCCAGCUUGGAUGAUUAUCUUCAUUUGAUGAUUCCUCCCGUGGUGAAGCUCUUUGAUUGCAGCGACAUCGCAAACAACGUACGGCGGAGUGCUCUUGAAACCAUUGAGAAGCUUUGCGAGCAGCUUGAUCUCACGGAUUUUGUGAGCAGAAUAAUUCAUGCUGUUGUACGCACCUUGGACACGGAGCCGGAAUUGCGCGGACCAGCGCUUGCUAUGCUCUGUGCCCUUGUCAAUCAACUAGGGAAAAAGUUUAUCACAUUUAUUCCAAUGGUUAACAAGGUUAUGCUGAAGCACAAAAUUCAACACAAAAGGUACGAUGUAACAGUGGCCAGAAUACAGCGGGAAUCCUCGAUGUCGUUUUGGGGUGAUGAACCGUUUCUCGCAUCUCCAAGACCUUCUCAUAGCUCGCAAAGCUCUGAGUCAGCUAAUGUCGUUGAGGCUGGUUUCAAGAAACUUGCGAUGGGUGUAAAUGGUUUACAAAGGGUUUGGUCGUCUGCACGAUGCGUCUCCAAAGAUGAUUGGCUAGAAUGGCUGCGUCGUCUAAGUCUCGAGUUUCUCAGGGAGUCGCCUUCUCCUCCGCUCAGAUCUUGCUAUUCUCUUGCACAAUCUCAUCCACCACUUGCAAGGGAUUUGCUGAACGCAUCGUUUGUAUCUUGUUGGUGUGAACUUCACGAAGAGAUGCAAAAUGAACUCGUCAAGAAUCUUGAGCAUUCCUUGAAAUCUCAAAAUAUCCCUGAAGUGACCCAAACUCUGUUAAACCUGGCUGAGUUUAUGGAGCAUACUAAUAUCGGACCGUUGCCUUUGAGCGGUGAACUACUUGGCCAGUGUGCAUCAAAGUCCAGAGCUUAUGCUAAAGCUCUUCAUUACAAAGAACAGGAUUUCCACAAUGGCCCUACAACUGAGACACUUGAAGCGUUGAUCAGUAUCAAUAAUAAGCUACAGCAACCUGAGGCUGCGUAUGGUAUCCUUUCGUAUGCCAUGAAGGACCAUGGUCCAGACAUGAAGAUGAAAGAUUUGAAAGUGAAAGAGCGAUGGUACGAGAAGCUUCAUGAAUGGGAGAAUGCUCUGCAAGCGUACAAGAAGAAACUGGAGGAAGAUCCUGAGGACAUUGAGUAUACUUUAGGAAAGAUGAGAUGCCUUGAAGCUCUGGGUGAAUGGGGAGAACUCCAUAAAGUCGCAUGCCGAAAGUGGCCUGAUGUGAGCGACGACACCCGUAAGGAUAUGGCACGUAUGGCAGCCGCCGCUGCCUGGGGGCUUGGUAACUGGGAAAGCAUGGAAGAAUACACGUGCCUUAUUCCACGCGAGACUUUGGACGGAGCAUUCUAUCGCGCUGUAAUGGCCCUACACCAAGACCACUUCCAGCAAGCUCAGACGUGUAUCGACGCCGCAAGAGAUGUCCUGGACACCGAGUUGACAGCAAGAGCUGGAGAGAGUUAUAACCGUGCAUAUGGGGCUGUCGUGAAUGCCCAGAUGCUUUCGGAACUGGAAGAAAUUAUUCAAUACAAGCUUAUACAAGAACGACAAGAAACGAUCAAGUUGACUUGGUGGAACAGACUGCAAGGAUGCCAGAAAGUUGUUGAAGAUUGGCAUAAAAUCCUCCAAGUUCGGUCUUUAGUUUUGAGUCCCCAAGAAGACAUGCAGUCUUGGUUGAAAUACUCCAGUCUCUGUCGCAAGAGUGGCCACUUGGCGUUGAGUCAUAAAACCUUAGUUAUGCUUCUUGAUAAAGAUCCCUCAAAGAACCCAAAUGAACCAUUACCUACGACCUAUCCCCAAGUAACCUUCGCCUACAUGAAGUAUAUGUUCCGUAACGGACAAAAGGAGGACGCAUUUCAACAUCUUCAGCAUUUUGUGCAGACAACCUUGCACCAGCAAGCUUUGCAAUCAAUCAGCCCACAGGAUGAACAGAAGAGACAGGAACUGUUGAAGCUCUUGGCUCGAGGUUACUUGAAACUCGGUGAUUGGCAGACGGAUCUUGGUGGCUUUAAUGAAGACACUAUCCCGAAGAUCUUGAAGCACUACCAGGCCGCUACGGAGAACGAUCAGACGUGGUACAAAGCGUGGCAUCAGUGGGCCUUCAUGAACUUUGAAGCUGUUUUGUAUUACAAGAACCGACAGUACAUGAGCGAUGAUCAAGAUGACCCAACAAAAGCCAUGGCUACGAAUCCUAUCGUCAACUAUGCCGUCCCAGCUGUUCACGGCUUUUUCAAAUCAAUUGCUCUCUCCAAUCCCGGGAAUAGCCUUCAAGAUACACUUAGGUUACUUACCCUUGCUUUCGACUUCGGGCAGUUGCCGAGUGUUUAUGAUGCUAUCGUGGAGGGAAUGAAAACAAUUGAAAUUGAUACAUGGCUGCAUGUUAUUCCACAACUUAUCGCUAGAAUCGAUACUCCUCGACAGUUGGUUGGUCGUUUGGUACAGCAGCUAUUAACGGACAUCGGGAAACAGCAUCCACAGGCUCUGAUAUAUCCGUUAACCGUCGCCUCGAAGUCGUCAAGCUCCGCCAGAUACAGUGCAGCCAACAAGAUCUUGGAUAACAUGUGUGAACAUAGUCAGGUGUUGGUCCAACAAGCCUUGAUGGUCAGCGAGGAAUUGAUUCGAGUCGCCAUCUUGUGGCAUGAACUUUGGCACGAAGGAUUGGAGGAAGCCUCGCGACUUUAUUUCGGCGAGAAAAACGUGAAAGGAAUGUUUGCUGUUUUGGAGCCAUUACAUUCCAAGAUGGAGCGCGGUCCGCAGACUUUGAAAGAAACUUCAUUCAAUCAAGCACAUGGCCGUGAUUUAAUGGAAGCCCAGGAAUGGUGUAAGAAGUAUCAGCGAUCUGGAAAUGUUAAAGAUCUCACGCAAGCGUGGGACUUGUAUUAUCAUGUUUUCCGCAAGAUUGCUAAGCAAUUGCCGCAACUUACCUCGCUUGAGUUACAGUACGUCUCACCGAAAUUACUCAUGUCUCGAGAUCUGGAACUGGCCGUUCCAGGUACCUAUGAGCCUCACAAACCCGUGAUUCACAUAGGUCAUGUCCAUUCUUCCCUGAAUGUUAUCAUUUCCAAACAACGACCAAGGAAAUUAGCCAUCACCGGCAGCAAUGGGGCAGAGUUCAUGUUCCUAUUAAAAGGGCAUGAAGAUCUUCGUCAAGAUGAACGUGUCAUGCAGUUGUUCGGUUUAGUAAACACUCUAUUAGACAAAGACCCGACAACCUCGAAACGACAUUUGAGUAUCCAGCGUUACUCGGUCAUUCCACUGUCUACAAACUCCGGUCUCAUAGGAUGGGUCCCGCACUGCGACACACUCCACGCACUUAUUCGUGACUACCGCGAGAAAAAGAAGAUCCUAUUGAAUAUAGAACAUCGGAUCAUGUUGAGGAUGGCCCCCGAUUACGAUCACCUCACGUUAAUGCAAAAGGUCGAGGUGUUUGAACACGCGCUAGCAAAUACACAAGGGGAUGAUUUGGCAAAACUUUUGUGGCUGAAAAGUCCAAGUUCUGAGGUCUGGUUUGACCGUCGUACAAACUACACCCGCUCAUUGGCCGUCAUGUCCAUGGUAGGCUAUGUUUUGGGUCUUGGUGAUCGACACCCUUCAAAUCUUAUGCUGGAUCGACUUACUGGCAAGAUUCUUCAUAUUGACUUUGGCGAUUGCUUCGAGGUCGCUAUGACACGCGAGAAGUUCCCGGAGAAAAUCCCCUUCCGCCUAACAAGGAUGUUGAUCAAUGCAAUGGAAGUUACAGGUAUUGAUGGUAAUUAUCGUCUGACAUGCCAGCGUGUGAUGAGCGUUCUUCGUGAAAACAAGGACAGCGUCAUGGCCGUGUUAGAAGCCUUUGUUUAUGAUCCUUUGCUCAACUGGCGUCUCAUGGACACCAUACCCAAAGCAAAGAAAUCAAAAGGACGUUCCGACUCCAUCGCGGACAGUGGCUCUGACAUGUUAGAAAGCGUUCAACAUGAAGUACCCAACAGGAAAACCGCUACCAAUUUAGAGCAGUUGCAUUCCAUGGACAAAGAGAGCCAUGAGCCUGAAGCGUUGAACAAAAAAGCUGUGUCCAUCAUCAACCGUGUUCGCGAUAAGCUGACUGGAAACGACUUCUUAAACCAUCCCGUACGCGAUGUGAAGACACAAGUCGAGUUACUGAUUGACCAAGCGACGUCAUAUGAAAAUCUGUGUCAGGGUUACAUUGGAUGGUGUCCAUUUUGGUGAUUUUAUAUAUCCAUAUGAUAACACUGAACUAUAUAUACUUCUGUUCAGUUAUUGAUGUUACAAAUUAAGGUAAAUUAGAAUGCCUGCACAACCAGCCACUCCCAAUUAAGAAUGAUUAUGUGUUAAUAGUUUAUGGGGUGAAGGGCGAUAUUAAGAGUUUGUUAUGACUGGGGUUUAGGGUAAACACUGGGACUGUUGCUAUAACUUGAUGAUUUACUUCUAGUAAGAAAAUACCUUUAAAUUCGACGAUGAUUUUCCAUUAA
Dendronephthya gigantea is the source of this 7738-nucleotide messenger RNA. RefSeq names its product serine/threonine-protein kinase mTOR-like. NCBI's taxonomy places the organism in Eukaryota, Metazoa, Cnidaria, Anthozoa, Malacalcyonacea, Nephtheidae. Gene Ontology annotation, molecular function: protein binding; protein serine/threonine kinase activity; protein-containing complex binding. Gene Ontology annotation, biological process: protein phosphorylation; negative regulation of macroautophagy; TOR signaling. Gene Ontology annotation, cellular component: nucleus; TORC2 complex; TORC1 complex. The record is from RefSeq and is a predicted model, not a curated record.